Messenger RNA from Hypoxylon fragiforme, 3277 nucleotides. RefSeq names its product cohesin loading factor-domain-containing protein. Gene Ontology annotation, molecular function: double-stranded DNA binding. Gene Ontology annotation, cellular component: SMC loading complex; chromatin. The transcript is spliced from 5 exons. Gene Ontology annotation, biological process: maintenance of mitotic sister chromatid cohesion; mitotic sister chromatid cohesion. The record is from RefSeq and is a predicted model, not a curated record. Lineage: Eukaryota; Fungi; Ascomycota; Sordariomycetes; Xylariales; Hypoxylaceae. The coding region runs from base 187 to 2982 and encodes 931 amino acids.
CCAACGUCGCGGCGCGCGCUUCAGCUGAUUUCUGUCUCCAACCAACACUGAACAUUAAACCUAAACUCUGCAACAGACGUCACCUUCUACAUACAAAAAAGAGUAAUCGACCUCAGGUUACUGUCCUUGAUCUAUAAGGCUAUAAGGGGAUGGUUGGGAAAGGCGAAUUCGCAGUGCAAUGAAAUUAUGACAUAUCGCGGCUCGACGCCACAUGGCCAUGGCUCGGGGUCCAAUGGUCAGAGUCAGUAUCCCCAAGCUGUGAACGCCGUGAACGUGAACAAUAGUUACGAUGCCUGGGGCAACCCGCAGUUUCAACAGCCUCAGCAACCUCAACCUGCUUACCAUCAAAACAAUUUCAUAUCUGUCACCUAUCCUCCUCCUCAACAGCAACCAAUACAGCAUCAGCAUCAGCAUCAACACCCGCAUCCUAUGCAACAUGCUCAUAAUGUUCCGAACCAACAAAUAAACUACCAAUUCCAAUCUUACGACCCCUCCAUGGAUCAGCGGCCUUCCAUUCAACCUUCACCCCAGAACGGAACAAAUGCGCCUCGACAAAUGGUUCAUCCCAUGCAACAGCCUCCUCUCCAGUCGCCUCAGCAACAUCAGUAUGCGCAACAGGCAGGAUGGCAGCAAAUGCCACCACCUAUGGCCAUGUCCUCCCCGUCGCCUUCGUACCAAACCCCUCCGUCGCAUAUGACACCCCAGGUCAUCUCUCAACAACCACCGCAGUCGCAACAUCCAUAUCAACACCAACAUCAUCCUCAACACCCACACCAGCAACAACCGCACCAGCAACAACCGCACCAGCAACAACCGCACCAGCAACACCCGCAGCCAAUACCACAGCAUACUAAUUCACCCAUCGCCGCCCAGUCCCCCCAAUUUGCACCUCAGUUCAUGCCGAACCCGAAUCCGAACAAUAGACAUGCUAGUGCCACAGGGGCUCGAAUGGAUCAUGCGAGUCGCGUAUCUGCCAGUCCUCGAUUGUCAACCCAUAGUGUUGCUAGAAGCCCGAGUGUAAGUUCGGUUAGAUCGCCCGCUCCGACACCGGGACUUGUACCGCACCAUGCGGAUACCAAUUCCCUUCUGAUUUGUCUUGCCGAGGAGUAUUUUACAAAGGCGCGAAAAGAGUCUACGUAUAUGUCGGAUAAUGCCUGUCCCCAGAACUUGCACGAGUACCAUAAACUUAUUGCGACGGGACUACGUUGCCUACAAGUGGUGUUAGACAAUACCAAAUUAGCUCCGCGGUUGGAAGCCAGAGUGCGAUUUCGAUAUGCCAGUAUACUAUGUGAAGAAACGAACAAUGUCAUGGAGGCUGAAACUGCUCUUACCAAGGGCAUCACGCUUUGUGAAAGAAAUCGAUUUACCGACCUGAAGUAUAUGAUGCACUUUCUUCAAAUAAAACUACUAUUUUCGCAACAGAAAGUCAAGGCGGCCAUGAUCGCAGUAGAUGGCCGGAUACGGGAUGCUGAAGCAAUGAAACACCAUCAUUGGGUGUACGCCUUUCGAUUCCUGAAGACUUCUAUAUAUCUGCAGUCUAGUAAUCCAGCAGAGACACACGCCCUAGAGAAUCUAAAGGCUAUCGGCAAUCUAGCAAACCAAAGGGGUGAACGUGCCAUAUUCGUCGUCGCUUGUUUACUAGAGGGCCUCAGUCUACUGAAGAAUCUGAAGGAUGACGCUAUAGUUCGUAUACAAGCUUGCAUUGCGCAAACGUUCCAGUAUCAGCUUGAGGACUCAAAUCGGAUUCCGCAACUUGAUGCUCUAGCACUCAUGCUUGACCUCGCUUGCAGCUUACAACAGAAAUCCACACUGGAAGUCAUGCAGAAACUGAAAAAUAUCCAAGACCGCAUGGAUUCUUCGAUGGCUGAAAAGUCAUGGCAUUCUGUGGACACAGAACUCCUGCUUCCAAUCCGAAAGAGCAACACGAUGGUGAUCAGCCAAGAUACGGCAGCCGUUUUGAGACCUGGGGCUGACGACGACCCUCAUGACUAUUUGGCCAUGUCGUUUUGGAGCAAGAUCGAGGCAUACACUGUAACAUACACUUAUAGUGGCCUGGCGCUCAUGCACCAGACUCCCCGCUACGAUACGAGAAUAUUCAAACUUUGGGAAGAGGCUCUAGGCCAGUUAUCAAAAUCCGGUAUCAAACUUCGAGGAGUACCAAACUCUCUACCAGAUGCUAUUUCGAGAGCGGAUAGGCACAGAGGGUGGAUGUGCUAUCUCUAUAUCCUUCAGGGGCUGCAUUUUGCAACGCAUACUAGAUGGUCUGAGGUUAAGAAAUGUGUUGUGCAAUUAGAGCGUAUGGUUCGACCCCCGCUCGAGGGUAUCGUCGUGCUAUACUCGAGAUAUCUUGCUGGAGUAUACCACCAAGGGACUGGGGACUUGAAAACUGCCAGCUCGAUCUUCCGUAAUGAGAUCUUCAGUCUGGAUCCUAACAGCGAUAAAAGUGGGAAUCACAAAGCAACGGAGCUUGAGGUGUCGUUACUGGCGACGUUUAAUCGAAUAUGGAUCAUGCAGCAUCCGGAUUAUCGAGAUGACCGACUGACACUAGAACUCCUGGAGCAACUCCGCCCGCUAUGCACAGAUCACACUAACAUGGAGAUCCGCACAGCGUACAACCUGGUGCUGGCGGCAAUACAAACUAAUCCGUCAAUUCCUAUGACGGCGGUCAAGAUGCACAUCUCGACGGCACUCACCAACGCGCAACUCCUAGGCAAUGUGCUAACGUUAUCUAUCGCACUCAACCUCAUGCGGGCCAAGCUCUUCCAGAGCAUCGUAGGUGACCAGGCACUCAAGAGCGCAAAAGCGGCCUCGAACCAGGCGAAGAAGAGUGGGAACACGUUGUGGAUGAGCGUGGCGGAUGGUAUGCUUGCACAGAGCUACGACGUUCAGGGGCAGGGUCUUGAGGCACAGAAGGCAUGGGCUGAUGCUACGGAGUAUUCUCGUCGGGCCUUUGAAAUGAUGAGAAACGGGAGUCCUGGUUGAUUUGACGUGACGACGAAGGCAGUGAAUCCGGGUCUAGUGAAGACAGGGCGUUAUGUACAUCACCAAUGGCUUUCAGCAUUGUAGGAUUUCUACGGGUUCUACGGGAGGGUAACUAGCUGGGCGCAGGUCACACACGGGAAGCGAUUGUCAUUCCUGUUGGCCAGUAUAGAAAGGCUAACAAUAUACCCUCUCAUCGCUUGACAGGCCGUGGGCCGUUAUUUGGUUGCCUAUCUUCUUGUUCUUGUUCUCGUUCUUAACCCAAUCCAACCUAACCUGGCCUGACCUCGAGACCGCA